UUCUCUCUCAUUGAAGAUCCCUCUCUCUCUCUAUAUCUCUGUGUAUAUAUAAGUCUCCUUCUCCAGUUAUCUUCCAGUACUAGAGCCUCUCUCUCCAUAAUUAGCAUUUCUACAGUUAUAUACUGUUCUCUCUCUAUUUAGCAAAAUUCCAAGUAUUAAGGGACAAAAUGGCUUACUGUAAAUCAAUGGUGGCUUUGGUUUUUGCAUUGUUGGCUGCAAUAGCUUUAGCUCAGGCUCCAGCCGCCACGCCAAAGGCAUCUCCGGCAGCGGCUCCCGUUGCGUCUCCACCACAGGGAGGUGCUAUUCCAACUCCGGCACCAGCCUCAGCUCCUACAAGUUCAUCACCCUCUGAAUCUCCAUUGCCUUCUCCUCCUGCGCCUCCCACUCCUGGUGCACCCACCGCUACUCCUCCAUCUAUCGCCUCCGCACCCGGUGGCGCCGCUCCUAACUCCUCACCCAACGCCGCUGCUUUUAACAGAGUAUCGAUUGCUGGAUCUGCAGCUGCAGUGUUGUUCUUUGCUGCUUUUUUGCUCUAGACCUACUGAUCUAGUUCGAAAUAUUCACUUUUCCGGCAAGCAUGAAGAUUAGGGUUUUGUUACUGUUUGAUUAUUUAGUUUUACUUUUUGUGUGCUCUAUUUUUUAAAUAUUCUUUUUUAUUUGAGUUUUGCGCUUUUGUUCAUUAAAUCCAUUGGCUUGUUACACUUUACACAUUGUAGAGAUCUCUGUCUGUUGUGCUUAAAAAUAAAUUAAUGUCUAUUGCUGGAAAAGUGUUCUAUUUUAAAAGUUUUGGAUUAAAUUGCUAAUUGAGAAAUGUAAGAGGGAUCAAUCAUGCAACAUUUUGAAUUAUGAUUCUAUUA
Messenger RNA from Olea europaea var. sylvestris, 857 nucleotides. RefSeq names its product classical arabinogalactan protein 4-like. Lineage: Eukaryota; Viridiplantae; Streptophyta; Magnoliopsida; Lamiales; Oleaceae. The record is from RefSeq and is a predicted model, not a curated record. Bases 168 to 536 code for a protein of 122 amino acids. The transcript has a single exon.